AAGCUUAAAACCAGUUUCCUAAACUUCGCACUCUUCAGCAAAGCAAAUAAAUCCACCAAAAAAGUUUACAAUAAUUUGGGAUGAUUAAUGGCUUUAACAAUAAGUCAGCUCCCAUGGAACAGAACGGCAACAACAGCAACAGCAACAACAAUGGUUAUCUGAAUCCAGCAUUUGUGGGCAAACUUAAUGCCUCCAACUCCAUACCGGGCGAGUAUAAAAACCAAGCAGAGUCUGCAGCCAAUGGCCAAGCGCCAAGUGUCAAGCCCAAAGUUGCGCUAGAGCCGCUUGAUGUGGAGUCGGCAGACGCUGCGCAGGGCAAGCGCAGCGAUGGCUGGAACAAUGAUAUGGAGUUUCUAAUGUCCUGCAUUGCACUCAGCGUGGGACUGGGCAAUGUGUGGCGUUUUCCCUUCAUAGCGCUCGAAAAUGGCGGCGGCGCCUUUCUCAUACCCUAUCUAAUAGUUCUCAUAUUGGUGGGCAAGCCAGUUUACUAUAUGGAAAUGCUGCUGGGACAGUUUUCUAGUCGCGGCAGCGUCAAAAUCUACGACAUGGUGCCCAUAAUGCGAGGUAUCGGCUAUGGUCAAGUGCUGGCCACUGGCAUUGUGACCACCUAUUAUGCCACGCUAAUGGCGCUCACAUUGCGCUAUUUGGUGGAAUCGUUCUAUCCGACGCUGCCCUGGAGCUACUGUCGCGAGGCAUGGGGAGACAGUUGCCUGGAUUCAGCGCCGCAGACACAAUUUCAAAGCCUGGCAAAUGGCAGCGCAGUGCGCACAACCUCGGCGGAGUUUUACUUUACUCACGUCAUACUGCGCGAGAAGGCGAGCAUUGAUGAUGGCAUCGGCUAUCCCAGCUGGAGUCUGGCUGUUGCUUUGGCCGUUGCCUGGAUAACCAUAGCGAGCAUUAUGUUCAAAGGCGUCAAAAGCUCCGGCAAGGCUUCAUAUUUUCUGGCUUUGUUCCCCUACGUGGUCAUGCUCAUAUUGCUGGUGCGCGCGCUCACGCUGCCGGGUGCACUGGAUGGCGUAUUGUACUUUUUGAAGCCGCAGUGGCACAAGCUGCUGGAGCCCCAGGUCUGGUACGCAGCUGUUACCCAAGUGUUCUUCUCGCUGGCCAUUUGUUUUGGCAACAUUAUCAUGUACUCGAGCUACAAUCGCUUUGGCCAGAACAUCUACAGAGAUGCCAACAUUAUUACCAGCCUGGACACGUUUACCUCGCUGCUGUCGGGCGUUGUUAUUUUUGGCAUCCUAGGCAAUUUGGCUUAUGAAAAUAAUACAACAGACAUAUCGAGCGUUGUGAACGGCGGUACUGGCUUGGCGUUCAUUUCCUAUCCCGAUGCCAUAGCCAAGUUCAAGGUGGUGCCGCAGGUUUUCUCUGUGCUGUUCUUUCUCAUGCUCUUCGUGCUGGGCAUUGGCAGCAAUGUGGGCAUGGUCUCCUGCCUCACCACUGUGCUGAAGGAGCAGUUUACAAAGAUCAAGCAGUGGCAUAUUGUGGUUACGAUCUCAAUUGCGGGCUAUUUGUUGGGCUUGAUUUACAUCACACCUGGUGGACAGUAUCUGUUGACGUUGCUGGACUUCUUUGGCGCCACCUUUGUGGCGCUGGUGCUGGCCAUUGUGGAGUUGAUUACCAUUGGCUGGAUCUAUGGCGUCAAGCGUUUGUGUCGUGAUGUGGAGUUUAUGCUGGGCAUCAAGACCUCCAAGUAUUAUCGCAUUUGCUGGGCGGUCAUAACGCCACUAAUGAUGCUCACAAUUCUCAUCUAUAUGUUGGCUUUAUAUGAACCAGUCAAGUACAAGGAUUAUACGUUCUUGCCGGGUGUUUAUGCAUUUGGCUGGUGUCUGAGCGCAUUUGGCGUUGGUCAGCUGCUCAUCUGGGCCAUACCGGCGGUGAGGCGACAGCCCGCCAGCUUAAGCCUUUGGCAGCGCAUACGCAAAGCUUUUGAGCCACUGCCCAACUGGGGACCGCUAAAGCCCUCCACACUCCAGCGUUACCAGCUCUUUAUGCAGCAGGCUAAUGCAAGCGCAAUGUUCGAGCGUCGCGGCUUCUGGCACAAAAUCUAUGACAAUAUCUUUGGUUAGCAAUAAAACGCAACGAGUAACCAGUAGCUCGUUUUAUGGCAGCACUACACAGAAAAGAGAGAGAGACAGAGAGAGAGCGAGAGAGUACAGCACAACCCUUUUAUAAUAAAAAUAUCUGGGCUUAAGUGCCAAAUGAAGUCGUAGUCGCCAGUUGGCCUAAAGCGAACUUAACUUAACCCAACUGCAAGCCAACUAGCGAUGGCAAAUUGUGACAGAGCAAAGACUGCCACACAACGUACAAAAUAUAUACGAAUUUAAUAUUACAUUAAUAAACAAACAACAAAUUGUUAACAGUUGCUGUUAUCUAUGACUGUAAAACUUUUAUUAGCAUUAGUUUGUCAAUGUGUCUAAUCUGCCGACACAGUUUUGUAUUA
This is a messenger RNA of Drosophila busckii, 2440 nucleotides long. RefSeq names its product sodium-dependent nutrient amino acid transporter 1. The record is from RefSeq and is a predicted model, not a curated record. The coding region runs from base 81 to 2066 and encodes 661 amino acids. Gene Ontology annotation, molecular function: L-amino acid transmembrane transporter activity. Lineage: Eukaryota; Metazoa; Arthropoda; Insecta; Diptera; Drosophilidae. Gene Ontology annotation, cellular component: membrane. Gene Ontology annotation, biological process: sodium ion transmembrane transport. The transcript has 6 exons.